This is a messenger RNA of Myxocyprinus asiaticus (Chinese sucker), 2732 nucleotides long. RefSeq names its product negative regulator of ubiquitin-like proteins 1 (gene nub1). Bases 83 to 1945 code for a protein of 620 amino acids. NCBI's taxonomy places the organism in Eukaryota, Metazoa, Chordata, Actinopteri, Cypriniformes, Catostomidae. Gene Ontology annotation, molecular function: protein binding. Gene Ontology annotation, biological process: regulation of ubiquitin-dependent protein catabolic process. The transcript is spliced from 15 exons. The record is from RefSeq and is a predicted model, not a curated record.
GUCAGAGAACCAAGCAUGACCGGAAGUGACUGGGAACCCGGAAAAACAAUAACAACAUCUUGUCGUCGCAACGUUAAGAGGGAUGGAUGAGCAGCAUAUUCAGGCUCGGCUGAUCUCUCUGCUCCGGGAUGACGGUGUCCGUCUGUGGCUCGAACCCUUCACCACUGACCAGCAUAAGAUACAGGAAUUGGCAGACAGAUACGCUUCAGUCACUGAGUUUGCAGUGGAGGAUGUGAGAUCUGCCCUGGAGAAGAUCAGAUCAGACACUGUGAAGAAAGGUGAAGGAAAUAAAGAGUUUAAAGAGACGUCUGUGGCCACGCUGGAGCUACGCCUGCCUAGAGAAGAUGGAGAGAGAAAGGAGAGGAAAGAACAUCAGAAAACGAGACUGGACAUCGCUACCAGAGACCUGAUGGAUCGGAUAAGAGAGGAAUACGGAAUCAAACACUUUAAGCUGAUUUUGAAUGGAAAAAGACUGUCACCAGAGAAAAGGCUUGAUGAACAGAACGUGAAGAACAACAGCAAGAUCAUGGUGCUGCGCGUGUCGUCUGAAGAAGUGAAGAAUGAACUUCUGGAGGAAGAGGAGAAGAACCGCAGUCAGAAUGAAGGAGUGAAGAGAACGCAGAAGGGUUUCCAGAUCCUCUCAGAGAGAGAUGGCAGUGAAGAUCCGGCCAACACUCCGUUUCUAGAAAUUGCUGAUCAGAAAGGAAAUCCACUCCAGAUUCCUGACAGCGAGAGGAAGGCUCUGAUUUUGGCGAUGGGUUUCCACGAGAAAGGUCGAGCUCUGAUGAAGAGGAGAAAUCACAGCGCAGCUCUCUGUCAUCUGCUAGAAGCGGACGAACAGUUCAACAAGUGUAACUCCACGCUGCUGAACACGGUGGAUAAUUACGCCGUCCUGCAGCUGGACAUCGUGUGGUGUUACCAGGCGCUGGAGCAGCUGUCGUGUCUCGAUGACGCCAAACUGAGAUUGCAGCAAGCCGAGAGCUGCUUCCAGCGGUGCUAUGGAGAACAGCAGAGCAGACUGCAGAAGAUCAAGGGUCACACCGGAGGAGAGGAUGUGUUAUUUUUGAGGCUGCGUCUUCUUCAGUGUUUGCUGUGCUACCUCGAAGGCAACAAGAAAAAAGCAAACGACAAUCUAAAGCAAGUGGAGGAGUUGUACAGUCAGCUGUGUCUGGACCCAGAGAAGAUGAACCAGCUCAUGGCUUUGGGUUUCACAGAACAGGAAGCUCGUCUGGGUUUGAGAGCCUGUCGAGGAAACAUCGAAGAAGCCGUGCUGCACCUAACACUGCGGAAUAAGGAAAAGGAGGAUAUGAAGGAGAAAGAGCACGAGAAGAGAAGAUGCCGACUGCGGGACAUCAGCACGCUGGUGGAGCUGGGCUUCAGUAAGAGAGACGCGGCUAAAGCUCUGCAUUGCGCCAGAGGAGACGUCGAUAAAGCUUACGGGAUUCUGUUAGACAGGUCUGAUGAUCAGAGUUCAGACCGACAGGCUAAACUGGAUCAGUUGGUGUCAUUAGGUUUUCAGGUGGAUAUGGCUGAUUCGGCUCUUAGUUUGGUGGGUGACGAUCUUCCUCAGGCCACACAGAUGCUGCUGGAUCUUCAUGGUGUUGUUUCUCCCGAUCUCCUGUCGCCCUCUCCACCCUCAUCCUCCUCUGAAGAGCCCAGUACAUCCUCUGACGCCACGGGUGAGGGUGUGUGCACGUCACGCUCUAAUGUACACAUGACGACUGGAGCCACGGUCCAAAAUUUACUUCAGUGUUUCCUACAGAAUUCUGUUUUUUCAAGCACGGAAGCCCCCCUUGAGCCAGCGUCAGGUUCCAGUCAUCUGGAUGAGGAGCUGGUGAACGAGGUUCUGGAUGACAUCCCGAGACAUGAAGAAGAUUAUCUGGACCUCACGCUGGACGAAGAGACAGUGCUUAUUGCUCAGAUCAGAUCUUACCUGCAGAAAUGACCCACAUCAUCUAAUUAAGAAGAAACAUCAAAGUUCAAAAUGUAAAUUACAAUAGGAGUUCUACGAAGGUUAUUGAUCUUAUUUUUUUAAUUAAAAAUGUAAAAAGAAGCGGAAGAAACGUUGUUUGAUCUUUAUACAAUAAUAAUAAUAAUAGAACCAAAAUGGCUUUCAGAAAUGUUUUUGCAAGUAAUAUUUUUAAUUUUCAAGCACAAAGAAAUUUUUUAGCUAGUACAUUUAAUUUCGCUACGCUACGAUUCAUUUACCUUAAAAAAUUUCAUGUUUCGUGGCAAUUAUACAGAUUGUUUUGUUUUCACAUUUAAGUACUGUAUGCAAAAAUUACAAUAAUUUUUGUAAUUUUUAUGUUCAGAUUCAUAAUCAGAUUCAAAGGGUUUUUGUGUUCAACAUGCAAUAAAGAUUCACACAUUUGUAAACUUUGACGACAUCUGUGUUCUCAUCUAAUUAAUAUCUCCACAAGCUUGUAUUUACAUGGUUCUCCAAGAUAAUUCAACGUAUACCAUAAUGAUGUGUGUCCAAUAAAUACUGUACUUUUUUGUAAGUGGUUAAACUUUAGUUUAUAAUAAACAAAUUCUGAAAUAUAUAUUAACCAAAAAAAAAAAAAAACGAAUCAAAUUAAAUUGUGUAAUGUUUAACUAAAUAAAAUGAAUAAAACUUAAUUUGAUGGAAUUUUUUUAUUAUUUUAUGAUUUGUACACAUGCAGGUUUCAUGUCCUCAUAUUGACCGCAGGACCAUUCAAAAUGAACUAGUGAAGAUCACUGAAUCACAGCAC